Exophiala oligosperma is the source of this 1767-nucleotide messenger RNA. RefSeq names its product thiamine pyrophosphokinase. The coding region runs from base 50 to 829 and encodes 259 amino acids. The transcript has a single exon. Gene Ontology annotation, molecular function: thiamine diphosphokinase activity; thiamine binding; ATP binding. The record is from RefSeq and is a predicted model, not a curated record. Lineage: Eukaryota; Fungi; Ascomycota; Eurotiomycetes; Chaetothyriales; Herpotrichiellaceae. Gene Ontology annotation, biological process: thiamine metabolic process; thiamine diphosphate biosynthetic process.
CGUCACACUUUUUCAACCUUUUCCGUGCGAAGAGCACGUCUCUCUGGCAAUGUCGACAGACUGGUAUCCCUGUGGGUUGUUGAAUAACAAGCCCACAAACCCAUAUGCCGUAUUGAUCCUGAACCAGCCAAUCAACAAAAAUGCUUUGAACGCGGUCAUCCAGUCAGCUUCUCUGUUAGUAUGCGCCGACGGAGGGGCUAACAGAUUGUUGGAGUACGACCACAAUGCCACAAAUGGCUUCGAGAAACGGCUGCCAGAUGCUAUCAUAGGGGAUCUUGAUUCCAUCACACAGCCGACGGAACGAUAUUAUCGGUCCCGCGGAGUCCAGGUCGUCAGAGAUCCCGAUCAGUAUUCCACAGAUUUCACGAAAUGCCUAAAGUGGAUUCGCGACCGGACCACGAAGGUCGCCAUUUCGUCCGACUCUACCAUGGACGUUGUCGUGCUGGGAGGACUCGGUGGCCGUGUGGAUCAGGGCUUUUCUCAAGUCCAUCAUUUAUAUCUUGCAGAAAACGAUAAAGAACUUCUGACCGGCCGCAUAUAUCUCCUAUCUGAACAAAGCUUAUCAUUUGUCCUAGCUGAUAGUAUCAAUCUGGUCCAUCUCGAAGCCGGAUAUUUUGAAGAAAACGUCGGCAUCAUACCCAUCCUCGGACGUACAUUGAUCACCACUAAAGGUCUCGAGUGGGACGUCGACCAGUGGCCCACCGAAUUUGGCGGCCAGAUGAGCACGAGUAAUCACAUUCGCUCCAAUAUGAUUGAGCUUUCCUUCGACGGCCCCCGACCUUUGUUCACCCUAGAACUUCAUCAAUGUUUCACACUUGCCGGGACCUGAAGCAAGACGAACCAUCGCACCGCUUCGUUUUACCUCCGUUCGCUUCAAUCCUCAGAAGGCAUUUGCACAUGGAUUGGACGGACUCGGCCGGAAGCUGCAUUUUUGUCGGAUACCUCACAAUUAGAGUCAGACCCUUCCAUUACAACUUCGUUGCUAGUGCCGCUUCGCUAGACACAUCAAGGCACUGUGCCACAGGGAUUUGCGACGUCUUGACAGCAAGCGUUGAUACCUUAUCCGUAUCGUCGUGCCACUACCCAAAGGGUUGCGCGUUGAGAUAAUGCAUGUUGCUACAAUCUCAGGUUUUGUGGAAACAAACAUUGGCCAUUACAGGCCCUGCACGUUGCAUUUCAAGUCCUAUACAGGCCAGAAAUGGCCAAUCAGCCUGGCUUCUUCGACAUCCUAGGGGUAUUCCGGGUUGGUGAAGCAGAAGAUUUUCGGUUUUCAUAUCUGCCUCUCGAACCACUUGGGGUGGGGGAUUUUGUUUCAUACCAGUCCACGUCACUAAGAUUAAGUCUCCUGGCACGAGGUGCGUUGCGCCCAGACUUUUCAGACCGGCUAAGAGAAGGGUUGUAAUGGUCGAAGCCUGGUUUGAGUCCCUUAGUAUUGGGGUUCUUUUGCAAAGGGGGUAGCACGGUAGGAUCAUUAGGGAGACUUUGGGAUAUACCAUCGUGUUGAUCAUCUUCACGCAAAUCAUAGUUCAAGACCAAGUUCUUGAUACGCUGUUGCUCCUCUCUUUCAGCGGCCUGUUGGGAUUUCAUCGAGAUCGCAAAGCUUGAAUCCGAAGGGAGCUCAAUCGUCUUCGUCUGAGAAAUGGUUAGUCACGUCAGUAGAGAAUCAAGACAACAAGGUCCUUCAGAGGAUACUUGCCUGCUGGCGGUUGCCUCGCUUAGUCAUCAAGGAGAAUGCCAUCGUAUUUGGUUCGGUUUCGACCGGUGUCU